GUGGCAGCUGAGUGCCCGUCUGCAGGUGAGGAGGGAGCAUUCCCUCCUGACAGACCGGCUAAGGCAAGAGACCUCUGGGCCCUGGUCUCCCAGGCCCCCAGUGUACCCGCACCGAGGACUGGCUUCUGCUCAGCCCCCAGGCGGCUGUUCCGUGCCUCACUCUUGAAUAUGAGCAGUGGUCUCCAGACGCUUGAGAAAAGCUUCUGAGAGGAAAGACAGUCACUGUGUAAGCAGGAAAAAGGGCGUCGAUACAGAAGAAUGUGUAUGAAAACAAAGACUGAGUCAUGAGGUCCUCUGGGGUAAGAGGAGAAAGAGUUCUUGAUUAAUGAAAUUUUGAUAGCGGAAAUGAAUAAUGCAAUGAGCAUUUUAAAAAAUAAAGUUCAGGAAACCUUCCCCAAAGGCACAGAAGAGGAGAGAUAAGAAAAAUAGAGGUUCUUCCAGGAAGCUCAGUAUCUAAGAGCACUUCCGGGACAGGACGGAGGACAGGGAGGCCAGGACAUUGUCAAGGAAAAAUAAAAGACAUGUCCCAGAACUGAGCGACAUAAGCGCACCCAAUGGACUCCACCCCAUCCAUCCUGCUGAGACCCUGGAUGCUUGAAGGGAGGGUGCCUCGGGAGGAGGAGACAAGCGUCCUGCGUGCAGUGGGGAGUCAGGUGGCUGCAGACCUCUUGGCACCGGCACUGGGAGUUAGAAGGCAGUGGAGGGCCAUCGCCAUCGCCUGCCGCCCACACGCAGCCAGACUUCCAGCCAGGAGCAAGGGCCCAGGGAAAACUCUCGCAGACAACCAAAGCCUUGUUCAAUGUGCUUCUUUGCGAUUGUUCUCAGGAAGAUGCUGGAGAAUGUGCUCCUCAAAACCAGAGGAAAACUGGGGAAGCGCCGCCUUGAGGAUGGACCCGGCUGACCCCCCUGGCGACCCCGCUGCCAGCGACCCCGCCGCUGGAGACACAGACCCCGCUGGCAACUCCACUGGCAGCGAGCGCCAUUGCACAGGCCAGGACCCACUCCUGUUCCGGCAGGCCCUGCAGACACUGUGGUCCACGCGAGAGCUGCGGCAGCUCCGGGAAGAGGCCUGGCGGGGGUUUGCUGCCCUGGAUGACCCACUGACCGGACUCCUGGACAUGCUGGAAGGCAGCCAGGCCUGGCAGCGGAAGGGCCCCUCCCUGGAGGCCUGGGUAGUCUGUGAGCUGCACCGCUGGCUGCAGGCACGGCCACUCCCUGCGUCGGCCCAGCACGGCUCAAGGCUGCAACAGCUACGGGCCCGUGCAGUCAGGGUCCUCGCCAGGAGCCCCCCUAGUCUCGUGGAGCCACUGGUCAGCAUCUUCCAGCUGCAGGACGCAGACCGGAGGCCCCUGCUGACUCACAUCCACCAGCUCCACCAGGAGGGCAAGUUCAAAGAAGCUGUCGUGCUGGGCUCCAGGCUGAAGUUGCAGCCAGCACUUGAUGUUGAAAAGAUGUGCACCCCACUGCUCCUCCAGGACAGAGUGAGCCUCGUGGAGCGUUAUGUGGCCGGCUUCCCGGACCUCCAGAGGAGGCUGCUGGGCCUCCUGGACUCCUGGUGCCAGCCCGGCUUUGACAUCGGAGUUGUUGCCAGGCAGCACCCACAGGUGACCUCGAGGCUGGAGAGGCUGAGUCCCAGAGUGCUAAGUCGGCGGGUCCUGAGCCAGCUGGAGCGGCUGGGCCUGGACCCGGCUCUGUGUCCCAACGCUGCCACUCAGCAGCGCCUGGCCGCCCUGCGCUACCUGUGCUACAAGCGGUUUGUGGAGAGAAGUAUGUCUCAGGAGAACUGGGUGGACCACGUGCAGGGCCUGGUGGGCCGGGAAGAGUGGCCCCAAGAGAUGGUAGUGCGGCUGCUGGCCUCCCCCGGCAACGAGGCCGUGGCCGCGCAGUGCGCCCUGGGCCUCUCAGUGCCCGAGGAGCAGCUGCCAGCCACGGUGGCUGCCGAGCUCCGCCGGCUCGAACUCCAGGAGAGGGUGGCCAGGGCGCCUUUGGAGGACAGGAAGGGUGAUUAUUACCAGCUGCCCAUCGCCAGGGAGGACAUCCACUUCCUGGCCUCUUGGGAGGACUUGGCCAGGCAUGAGGAGGCGUUGCUGCAGCCCGGCCAGGUGGUCGGGGUAGACGUGGAGUGGAGACCCUCGUUUGGCACGGGGGGCCGGCCCCAGGCAUCAGUCAUGCAGUUGGCAGUGGAGGGCCGCGUGUUCCUGCUGGACCUGCCUGUGCUCUCGCGGCCAGCGGGAGGGCAGGUGUCGAAGGCCUUCUCCAGGCUGGUGUCCCGGCUUCUCUCGGACCCCUCCAUCACGAAACUGGGUUAUGGGCUGGCGGGGGACCUUCGGAGCCUGGGUGCUUCCUGCCCGGCCCUGGCACACGUGGAGAAGCAGCUGUGGGGCGGCCUGGACCUGCUGCGGGUGCACAGGCAGAUGCGGGUGGUGAACAUGCCAGCUGGAGGCACGUAUGAGGCCAGGGGGCUGCGGGGCCUCAGCCUCCUGGUGCGGCAGGUCCUGGGCAAGCCCCUCGACAAGACGCAGCAGCUCUCUAACUGGGAUCGGCGGCCGCUGAGCGAGGGGCAGCUGGUUUACGCAGCUGCUGACGCCUACUGCCUGCUGGAGGUGCACCAGGCGCUGAGCAGAGAGCCUGCCAGCUUCUCCCUGUCUGAAGACCUGGCCAGGAGCCUGCAGCCAGGGUGCAGUGAGAGACCCGGGGCCCGGGAGCCGCCCCGCCUGCAGGAGGCCUCAGCCCUGCCUUGGCAGGUGCCUGUGGCCGAGCGCGAGGACGCCGCUCCAGAGGUCCCGGUCAGGGCCUUCCGCGUGGUGUGCGACAACAUGCUGCAGGGGCUGGCAAGGAGCCUCCGCUGCUUGGGCGCGGACGUGCGCGUGCUGGGCACCAACGAGGACCACCGAAGGGCAGCUGAGGUUGCCAGGCAGGAGGGAAGGAUCAUCUUGACGUCGGGGCUGCCAUACCACAAGCUCCGGGCCCAGGUCGGGGCUGGGCGCUGCCUCUGGGUGGACUGCUCCCUCAAGGCCCGUCAGCAGGCCAAGGCCGUGCUCAGGCAUUUCAACGUUCGAGUCACCCACGCAGACAUCUUCAGCCGCUGCCAGGCCUGUAACUGUGACCAGUACCUGAAGGUCUCCAAGGACAUGAUGAAGCAGCUGGUGAGGCUCAGCAGCCGCCCGGAAGGCCCCAGCAUCACAGGUGAUGAGGCCACCCAGAGCGAGGACAUACAGGAAGCAGGCUCGGCCCCAGAGGAGGCCCCCGGGGGCUGUACCUACGACCCACCUUGCCGCUGGCUGGAGGCCGCAGACCUGCGGGCUGGUGGGCCUGCCACACUGGCCAGUGGCACCCGGCUGCAGCUGGCAGGGGUCCCGGAGGGCGUGCUGCGGCGGCCGGGGCUACGUCAUUUCUACUGCUGCUCUGGCUGUGGCAAGGUCUUCUGGGAGGGCUCCCACCUGUGCCGCGUCACCUCGCAAUUCAGCCAGAUCCUGAGCAGCGCCUCCAGCUCCUGGAAGCAGAGCUGAGCCCCCAGGCCCACGGGCCUGCACUGCCCCCUGGGGCAUCCACCCACCCACCCCCAGCAAUACAGGUAAUAAAAGUCCUGACCUGC
This is a messenger RNA of Herpailurus yagouaroundi (jaguarundi), 3595 nucleotides long. It is a transcript of the gene EXD3, whose product is annotated as exonuclease 3'-5' domain containing 3. The transcript is spliced from 22 exons. Gene Ontology annotation, molecular function: nucleic acid binding; 3'-5' exonuclease activity. Bases 555 to 3509 code for a protein of 984 amino acids. The record is from RefSeq and is a predicted model, not a curated record. Gene Ontology annotation, biological process: nucleobase-containing compound metabolic process. NCBI's taxonomy places the organism in Eukaryota, Metazoa, Chordata, Mammalia, Carnivora, Felidae.